CCCCCUCGAGCGGCCCCGUGCGCAGACGGCGCGCCGCCGGGCCCGAGGAAGCCUCCCGAGAGGAAGCCCCGCGGCCAGCUCUCCACGGGUGGCCCGGCGGCGGCCUCCUCGCCGCCUGCUGCCCUCCCCGCGGCACAGCAGCGAGAGGCCGCACGCGCGCGCGACGGGUACGGGCGAUGCCCCGAGCCGCGGAGCGCGCGAGCUCCGAGACGGGCGUGGCCCGCCGCGGACCCGGGGAAGGCCUGGCCGCGCCAGGCACAGAGAGAGGAGGAGGAGGAGGAGGAGGAGGAGGAGGAAGGAGCAGGAGGAGGAGGAGGAGGAGGGAAAAAGAGAGACCGCCACGCCGACGGACGGCCAGUUCCUGGCGUUGCCCCGCUGUCUGGCCCUGGGCCCGCCGCACCUCCGUCGACUUUCCGACCGAGGAGCGCGUCGGGGAUGCACCCGAGGCCAUGCGAAGAAGCAAGGCGGAAAAGAAACGCAGGGCGGAUAGUUCCGCAAAAGCAUGGCGGAAACGGCGAGGGCAACGUAGGGUGGAGAUCGGCAUCAAAGGAGAUCGAAAAAAAGGGCGGGCGUUUUCGCCCCACCAGCGAAGUCGCCCAGAGCGCGGCGGAUCCGGAGUCAGGAAAGCGCCACGCUUGGCCGCGCGCACAGGGGGGUAUGGGAGCGCAGCACUGAGCACUGCGCAAGCGCUCGUCCCGCGGGGCCAGGCCGACGAGGCGGUGGCACCGCGGCGCCGAGAAACACAAGAUUACAUGCUGGGGAGCGGGAGAAAGGGGAAGAGCCAGCGGGCCGAGUCUAAAAGAAACGGCAUAAACACAAGCUGUCGGCGCUCCGCGCGGAUUUCUUGGAUCCGCGCCGGACCCCCUCU
Molecule: messenger RNA, 868 nt
Organism: Prorocentrum cordatum
Lineage: Eukaryota; Dinophyceae; Prorocentrales; Prorocentraceae
Source: the annotation of a GenBank genome assembly